Durusdinium trenchii is the source of this 6021-nucleotide messenger RNA. Lineage: Eukaryota; Dinophyceae; Suessiales; Symbiodiniaceae. The record is from the annotation of a GenBank genome assembly.
AUGAUGAUGGAAACGUCUCCAUCGUCCUCGCGGUCCAGCACCCACCUGCGGCCCAAGAGAGCGCCCACCCUUGGGAACCUCGCGAACGUGGCCAAUUUGAGCGUCAUACCGGCUUCCGAGCCACGGACCAGCCGCAGAGCAUACUUUGAGGACCACUUGGACCAGAGUUUGGCACACCUCAAGGAACAAGUCCUACGAGCGCAUGACCGGGAGCUGGGCUCCGCUUCCAGCGCGCGGAGAGGGAACCGCGACUCCCAGCGCGAGGCGGUCUUCUUCCCGACGAACCUCCCGACCUCGCCGACGCUGCAGCCGGACCCGCCCUUCUGCGCGGUCGACAUUCCCGAGUUCACUGACGGCUCGGACGGCAGCAGGACGGUGAGUGCGACCUCCAGUCGGAGUCACAGGAACGAGAGGAAAGGAACGAACCAGUCUGCGCUGUCGAUGACCUUGAUCGAGAAUGGUCUAGAGGAGUUGAUGGAUGGCCCACGUGUGGGCCGCGUUGGCUCGGGGGAGACGACAGGCACCUCCCUGACCGAUGAAGCCUCCGCCGCGAUCAUUAAUUGGGCCGACUUGGUCACCAGAGCACUUCUAGAUGCCGACGUCCCCACGUUCCACUUGCACACGAGAUGGAAUGAGACUACCAGCAGUUACAAGCCUCGUGAGCUGAAAGAUGGCAAGGAUGGACCGUGGUUGGGUCUCUUCAACUUGGGGGCUCGUUCCACGUCCUUGGACACCUUGCUGAAGACGCAGCAGGUCAGUGGCUUCAGUGUAAAGGCUCAGCGCUGCCGCCUGCAUCCGAACUCCAAUCUUCGACUAGCCUGGAUUCUCCUCACCAUCUUUGCAUGGAUCUGGGAGUUCCUCACCCUCCCGCUCGACUUCUCCCGCGGGCCGGAGCUUAGUUUGAUCUUCAUGUUCAUUUGGACAGUGGACAUCCUUUUGAGCUUCAUCACGGGAGUCUAUGUGGAUGGGCGCAUGCAUAUGGAUUUGAAGACCAUUGCCAAGGAGUAUGCGAAGACAUGGCUCUUCUUAGAUGCCAGCAUCGUCGUUAUCGAGUGGACCGCGCUCUUCACCCAGGACAUCGCCAACUCCACGGUCUCGAUCUUCCGCUCCUUCCGCUUCGUGAGGCUCAUGAAGUUGAUGCGCUUCAAGAAAUUGCACGCCAUCUUCAGUGAGAUCCUCUUCGAACGAGCCAGGGUCUUGUCCGCAAAUGUCUCCAUCUUGAAGACUUGCCUGGCCUACUUGGGUGGGCUACAUGUGAUGGCGUGCCUGCUUCUCUUCAUUCGGACAUCGACCUCGGAAGGGCUGGAGGUCUUGAAAGAGAAGGGCGUGUCCGAGAAUGACAUGGCCUAUGCCUACUUGAUCUCUGUGCACUGGGCCUUGGACUUCUUCUUAUGGUCCGAGAUCGAUGUGGCCGAUAGCGCGACGGAUCUCAUCUUGAGUGCAGUGAUGCGAGUGGCUGGCUUUGUGGGGACCUCCAUCUUUUUGGCGCGCAUCGUCUUCUUGGUUCAACAGUUUGUGGAUGCCAGGUUGAGCAAUCUCCAGGAUGUGUGCAACAACUUCCUGGAGUCGCAUCAUAUUACCCCGGAGCUCUCCAUCCGCAUGAAGAAGUUCGUAGUGUCGUGUCACCAGCAAUCCUGGCUGGAGAGCAAGCUCAAGGAGGAGCAGCAGCUUUUGUCGAAGAUGCCGGAGAUCUUGCAGUCAGAUUUGUACGAGGAGUCCAGGGGCCCGAACCUCUGUAAGAGCACCUUCUGGAAUGAGUUUCAGGAGAAGUUCCGCGCCUGUUUCCGCCACGUUUGCAUGGACGCGGUGACGGAGGUCGUGGCACAAAAGCACGACAUGAUCUUCACCGAUUUCCAUCACGCGCAUUCCACGCUCUACAUUUUAUCGGGCUCGUUCUGCUACACGCUGGCGAGGAAGCACACCUUGUUGGGGCAGCUGGGCCAACUGCUGGCUCCCCGACAUGUGCGCUCACGCAAGGUGAAGGUGGAAGGUGGUCGGAGCAUCUGUGAGAUUGCCCUCUGGACCAACUGGAUCCACACAGGCUCCCUACAGGUGCUGAAGAGCGGCACCUACCUGUCGGUGAACGUGGAAGUGGCCAGCGACAUCAUCGCUGCCUAUCCGGAAGCCCAGCGCACCGCGCACGCGUACGGUCGCAUGGUGGUGAUCCAGCUCCAUCACUGCAAGAACGAUUGCACGGACCUGACGCCUUUGGAGAUAGACUUCAAGUCGCUGAGGAAGGUGACGGUGAAGUUCAUGACAGAGGGCCACUGCAUCUUCCUGACGCACUUCAAAAAGGAGGCAGGGACAGAGGCGGCGCUCAUGCAGGAAGCCCUUACGAGCAAGAUUCAGUCAGAUCCACAAAAUCCGGCACACUACUUGGAGCACCCGGUCUUCUUGGACACUGAGAAUCUGGAAGACCUAGCCAAGUUGAGGGACCACAUCCUGGCCAGCCGGAACUUGGUGGUCCUGUUGACACCCGGCAUCUUCGAACGGCCGUGGUGCUUGGUGGAGAUCGUCACGGCCUUCAAGCAAAACCGGAACAUUGUGUUAGUUGAAAUCCAAAAGCCGGACAUGAAGUUCGAGUAUCCGGAUGAGGAGUUUAUCCUUGACCUUUGUGACGGGAGACUCUUCAGCGAAACGGAUAUGCAAGUCUUUGCACUUGAGCAGAUUGAGUUGACGGACAUUGAGGAGAGGGGUCAGAUGGGUCUUCCCACAUCGAUUUGGGGAUCGGGAGAUCGAGCCUAUCACCGCCCUGGUCCCAGGGAUGUCCCAGGGUAUGCCAGGCUAGGUGGCCUUGCGACACGUGCUCACAAAGAUCGCCCUGCCGUUUUCGCCACACAAAGCGAGCUCGAUCCGGGAUGUGGAAAUCAAAGCGAUCCUGCAGCGGUGUAUCAUGUAGGCGAGAUCUUCAUCAAGAGCCAUAGAGCCCACUUGGCAAGGCGCCCUAGAGAGGAACGGGGGGCACCGAAGUGGAGGAAGUGGAGGAACAUGGAAGUCAUGGAAGUGGAGAAAGCGGUGGAAAGUCUGGAGGUGAACCAACGGGUCGAAGCGACGCAUUCCACCGCGCUUUCACCGCCCGCCGGGCCCCGGCAGCCCGGUGGAGCAGGGCGAAGCAGGGCGAUGCAGGGCGAUGCACGAAGGGAUGUGAAGAUGGAGCUGGGAGAUGCUGGUGGCUUACAGAGGUUCCCAACGUCAAAUCUGCAGAUUGGAGGGAAAUCUGGAGGUGAUGGGCGCCAGCCCGAGAGACAUGAGGUGUUUCCAUUCUCCUUUGAGAUCCGUCGAGACGCGGAUUGGCCGCGCGGAUUGGCCCUCGCAGCUGCUGAAAGCGCCGAGCUCGCCGAGCGGAGGGCCUUCCUGGAGGAGCUGGGCCUGAUUUGCCUAUUCAGCGACCAGUGUAAGAAGUCCCUGCAUGGCGCAGCCAUGCGCAGCCUGCUCGAGGACGAUGCUUGCGAAGAUGACGCCACAGGCAGAGCUUGCCUCGUGCAUCAGCAAGAGAUUGACAGGUGGCGGGAAGAGCCCAAAAUCGUCAACAUGCGGCUCUCGAACUUGGCCAAGACGACCCAGUGGAGGCAGUCCUUGGAGGUCUUGCGCGUGAUGCAACAGCAUGCAGUGCAGAUGAACAUCUUUCAUCUCAGCAACGUGAUCAACGCCUGUGCCAAGGGCGGCCAAUGGCAUUCCGCCAGCAGGCUUUUGGAGGAGAUGCUUCGCCGGAAGGUCCAGCCGGACACCAUUUGCUACAACGCUGCCAUCACCGCCUGCAGAGGCGCUGGGCACUGGAUCGCAGCAUGCUACUUGCUCUUUAGCAUGAGCAGCCAGAGCGCACGACCGAAUCUGAACAGCUUCAACGCGGCCAUCAGCGUGUGCGGCGGAGCGCAGCGCUGGGACUGGGCGCUCCAGUUGCUGGACCUCAUGGGCCAUGCCAGGAUUCAGCGCGACGCGAUCAGCGUUAACAGUUGCAUCACUGCUUGUGACAAGGCGCAUGAAUGGCAAAUGGCCAUCGCACUCCUCGCUGAAGGUAGUGACCUCAUAGGCUUUGCUGGUGCCUUGAGCGCUUGCGCCAGCGCAGCCUGCUGGGCCGAGGCGCUCGCGCUGCUGCGCUCUGCGCCGCCGGUGGACGCAGGGGUGGCCACAGUGUGGAGGGUGUGCUGGAACGCCGCCAUCGAUGCCGCGGAGAAGGCUCAACAAUGGCAAGUGGCCCUCCACUUGUUGCACUGCAUGCCGCUCGAGCAUCAUCUUCUGCCGGACACAAUCAGCUUCAACUCGGCCAUUAGCGCAUGUGACAAGGCGAGCUGCUGGCAAGAGGCGCUACUGUUGUUGCAUGCAGCCACCGAUCGAGAUGCAAUCACCUUCAAUGCCAGCAUCAGUGCAUGUGCGAAGGGCGAGGAAUGGCAGCUGGCCUUGGUGUUGCUGGACAGCAUGCCCGAGCAGCAGCUGCUGCCCGACAUCAUCAGCUUCAACGCGGCCAUCCGCAGUUGCCGUAGCCACUGGCAGCAUGCGAUGCAGCUUUUUUCCGCCGCGGCAGCGGGCGGGCGGCGUUUGGAGGCCUCGAGCUAUGUGGCUCGGAGGGGGUCCUGUGGAAUGACGGAAGGCAUGGUCACCAUCCACGGGCAAAAGCUCUCGGGUGAGGAGCUGCUGCCGGUCUAUCUCAACUCUGCCUCCACCGUCGCUGAGCUCUGCGACAUCUUCCAGCAGCAACUGGAGACCGAAACCUCCAAGCCUUCACGCUUGAGCCUGGCGCUCGAAGGGCAAGCGCUUCGAAUGGGGGACACCUUGACGGAAGCCAACCUGAAGGAUGGCGAUUUGGUUCAUCUGAUCCUCCGACCGGACGCCUGGAUCCUCCGCCAGGUGGACCUGGACUCCGGCCGGCUGGUGCGCAUCAGCGACGGCGCGAGCUGGGAGGGGCACUCCUUGCUGCUGCGCACAGAGGAAGACUUUGCCGCUCCUGGAUGGGACAUUUGUCCCAACCUCGAGCACGACUUCGCCGUGGAGGCCACCGUGAAGCUGGACGAGUGGCCGGGCCCUGACUACCAAGGCAGCAUCAUUUCCCAACACGGCCAUGGCACCGGUUGGGAGUUGCGCUGUGGAGGCCCUGGUGUGAACUGCGUUUUCACCACCACUGAUGGGGGUCACAACGAGCACAUGCUACCCUUGAAGCGCAAGGUGGGCUUUUGGCAUCACCUUUGCAUGGUCUACGACGCCGGUCGGCACACCCUCACCCUGUUCGCGGACGGUGUGGCUGGAGAGCCCAAGCCCAUCCGUGGCACCUUCGUGCCCUACAAGCUCGGCUUCACAGAGAUUGGGAGGAAUCCCGAGUGGACGGACCGCGGCGUGGUGGGGCGAAUCCGCAACGCCUCGGUCUGGCCGAGGGGCCUGGACGUCGAGGACAUGCAGCAGCGUGCUGCAGAACAGAUCGCGGAGGCCGAGGCAGAGGGCGCCACACUGGAGGGGCCGCACGGCUGUACUCUACGACAGCCACGGAAGCUGCGAGCUCUGAGAGUGCUCCACGGACCAGCGCUGGCUUUUGAGUGCUCCAUUAGCGUGGGCCCCGCGCAGUGUAUGGGUUCGUUCCCAGUGCUGGGCAGAUAUCAUUUAGAAGGUCAGCCCCUAUAUUGUGAGAAGAGCAACGCUACUCAUCUAGACGAAGCAGACAAGGAGGUUUUGAGAAAGUUUGAGAAGUACGGAGUGGAGGCGGCAAUCGAAGGGAGUUAUCCUUUAGUGAAGGGCCUGGACUUGCAGUGGGUGUCCCACAAUACGAUCCGCCAGAAAACGGUGGCGGUGCUCGACGCCUGCGCGGCCGCGAAGCUUUGGCAGCGUAGCUUGUCCCUGCUGCGGCGGGUCCCCAAGGAUGGAGGGGAGGAUGUGAGCAAGUGCUACAACGCGGCCAUCAGCUGCUGUCCUUGGUUUUGGGCUUUACAUCUGGCCCCUUGGCGACGGUCAAGGCGGAACAACGGCAUCACUCUGGGCACGGUCUUGCAGUCCCUCAGCCACGCGGGCCGCGAGGAAGCCUGCCAAUGUCCCUGA